Messenger RNA from Aureobasidium vineae, 1190 nucleotides. The record is from the annotation of a GenBank genome assembly. NCBI's taxonomy places the organism in Eukaryota, Fungi, Ascomycota, Dothideomycetes, Dothideales, Saccotheciaceae.
GACGGGAAAUGUCGAAAUGGCCACAAACGACAAACAAAUACACAACAGCAUCCAGGACGCCAACGCCAGAAGAUGAUAUCUCUAGCUCACCACCAUCUGUCAUCCCUUCCGACAUGGAAAAACAACAGAUUGAAAAGAACAUUCGCCCGGACAAGGUUUCUGCAUUUAAGGGCCUAGGAUGGCUAGAUCGCUUUCUGGCAGUGUGGAUCUUGCUUGCCAUGGCCAUAGGAAUUUUGCUAGGAAACUUUGUACCGCAGACGGGAGAAGUGUUGCAGAAAGGACAGUUUGUGGGUGUGAGUGCGCCGAUUGCGGUGGGGUUGUUGGUUAUGAUGUAUCCCAUCUUGUGCAAAGUGCAAUAUGAAACCUUGCAUCUUGCCUUCAAGACACGCGAACUCUGGAUCCAAGUCGGCUUUAGCAUUAUUGUUAAUUGGUUGAUUGCGCCAUUCCUGAUGCUUGGACUUUCUUGGGCAUUUCUUCCUGACGAGAAAGGGUUGAGAGAAGGACUCAUCCUUGUGGGAGUAGCGAGGUGUAUUGCCAUGGUGUUGAUCUGGACGGGUCUUGCUGGAGGAGAUUCACAGUAUUGCGCCAUCCUCGUCGCCAUAAACUCCAUCCUGCAAAUGGUGCUUUUUGCGCCUCUGGCCAUUCUCUUUAUCAACACCGUCAGUGACCCCGAUACAAUAAUCGAAGUCAAGUAUAGCACUGUGGCCACCAGUGUAGCUGCUUUCUUGGGGAUUCCNCUGGCUGCUGCCAUCAUCACUCGCUUUGCCAUCCGCAAAUUCUCGGCUCAGUGGUACGACACGGUCUUCCUCAAGUGGGUGGCACCAUGGAGUCUUAUCGGCCUCCUCUACACCAUCAUCGUGCUCUUCGCAUCCCAAGGCCACCGCGUAGUGCACCAAAUCGUCUCUGUUGUCCGCGUCGCCGCACCCCUCAUCGUCUACUUCUUCGUCAUCUUCAGUCUCACCCUUUACGUCACGCAUAAACUGGGCUUUGGGUACAAGUUAUCCACAACACAAGCUUUUACGGCCGCGAGCAAUAACUUUGAAUUGGCGAUUGCGGUGGCGACGGCGACGUAUGGGGCUGAUAGUGAUCAAGCGCUGGCAGCGACGGUGGGGCCGUUGAUUGAGGUGCCGGUGUUGCUUGGGUUGGUGUAUGUGGUGCGUUGGAUUGGGAAUCGGCGGCAGUGGAAGGCG